AGAUGCUAAAUAAAUAAAGAACCAAAAAAAAAGGAAAAAUAGCCGAUACUCAACGCGAUCAAUCAAUAAUUAUGAGAGAAAUGAAAUGAUACAUAAAAAACGAAAGAUAAUUACAAAGAGAGAGAAAUAGUGAUCGACAUUUGGAAUCCCGUACAUUCCUAAUUUUAUGUUCAAAGCCGCAAUUAGCCACCAUGAAAGGCGUCUCCUCGGCGCCAGGUGAUUAUAUUUACUUCAAGUCUCAGAUUCCUCUCCACAAGAUCCCUAUUGGGACGAAGCAAUGGCGAUAUUAUGAUUUUGGUCCUAAAGUGGUUCCACCACUUAUUUGCCUUCCUGGAAUAGCAGGGACUGCAGAUGUUUACUACAAACAGAUCAUGUCAUUGUCCAUGAAGGGUUAUCGGGUGAUUUCUGUUGAUAUCCCACGUGUAUGGAAUCAUCACGAGUGGAUCCAAACAUUUGAAAAAUUUCUGGAUGUAAUUGACGUUCAUCACAUUCAUCUUUAUGGCACAUCUCUUGGAGGCUUCUUAGCGCAACUUUUUGCACAGCAUCGUCCUAGACGAGUGAGAUCAUUGAUACUGUCAAACACAUUCUUGGACACACGUAGUUUUGCCGCUGCGAUGCCAUGGUCUCCUGUUGUUAGCUGGACCCCUUCGUUUUUGCUGAAAAGAUAUGUGUUAACUGGAAUUCGCGAUGGUCCUCAUGAACCAUUUAUUGCAGAUUCUGUGGACUUUGUUGUUUCUCAGGUUGAGACGCUAUCAAGAGAAGACUUGGCCUCCAGGUUGACUCUGAACGUUGAUGCUGCGUCAGUUGGACCUCUUCUACUUUCAGAUUCGUAUAUAACUAUAAUGGAUACAAAUGAUUACUGUGCAAUUCCUCAACAUCUGAAAGAACAGCUAAGUGAAAGAUAUCCUGAGGCAAGGCAAGCUUACUUGAAAACAGGAGGUGAUUUCCCAUUUCUCUCUCGCCCAGAUGAAGUGAACUUGCAUCUUCAGCUACACCUGCGCCGUGUUGGAGUUGAAGCUCGAACAGACUUGGUGCGUGGCAUUCCGAAGGAUGGCACUGGUGGCAGUCACAGUGAAAAGGACACGAGAGAAGAUCCAGAUGAUCAACCUAAAGAUAGUGGAAACUCUGAAGGGCAAUCUAGUGAAAGUCAGUUACCUCCUGCUUCAGAAAGUUCAGACUUGCAUACCCACAACCAGCUCCUUAAUACUGCAAAAAUUUGCCCCAUAAAUCAGGAAGAUACUAUGCACAUUUCUCAAUCAUUGAAGAACAAACACAUCAUUACUGAAAGCCUUUUGCAAUCUACUUCGGAGAUCUUUCUUCCAUUCUUACUGUCCUCUUGUGUGCAAUUGUUGUACAAUAUGACCAAGUUGUUAGAAACUCAGGCAACUAAUGUAAAAUAGGCACUUGCACAUGACUGUUCAUUAGUUUGUGCCAAGUUUCCACAAGCUUUAGUUGCAAAUUGACUCCUGGAGGAAGCUAAUGUUUUGGCUGAGAACCAGUUUUUUCUGACAUUGUUGUACAUUUGUACAUUUGGCAUUCAAAAUUUUGUCGUAGUUUAAAUGGUUCAGUAAAAUUUGUGCCUCAGAAA
This is a messenger RNA of Ricinus communis (castor bean), 1588 nucleotides long. Its product is annotated as maspardin. The transcript is spliced from 8 exons. The coding region runs from base 192 to 1400 and encodes 402 amino acids. NCBI's taxonomy places the organism in Eukaryota, Viridiplantae, Streptophyta, Magnoliopsida, Malpighiales, Euphorbiaceae. The record is from RefSeq and is a predicted model, not a curated record.